CGUAGAAGAGAAAUUUUGGAAUAAAAUGAGCAGGUAGGUCUUUCGAUCUAAUCAUCUCCAAUAAUUAAUCCUUUGUAACGCUCCAUCCCAAAUUCUCUAGCAAUGUCGUCGUCGUCGUCGUCAAGUCUCUCCUCAGUACGGACUGUCGAUCCCAACACCCACCCUUAUCUCUACUUCGGCCUCAACAAACAUUCCGACGGCUCCAUCUCCCGCGUCCCGCAGCGGUUCCCUUUCACGCCGCCGUCUCCGCAACCCAAUCCCGACGCCGUCCUCUCCAAGGAUCUUCCGAUCAAUCCAAAUAACAAAACUUGGGCACGCCUUUACCUCCCGGAAUCCGCCGAUCCGGCGGCCAAAUUGCCCCUAAUCGUCUACUUCCACGGCGGCGGGCUCGUCGCCGGCAGCGUCGCUGUCUCAUUCCUCCAUCAAUUCUGCUGCGAAAUCGCCCGGGAAAUCCACGCGCUGGUCGUCGCAGUCGAGUACCGCCUCUGCCCGGAGCACCGCCUCCCCGCGGCGUACGACGACGGCGUCGAAGCCUUGCAGCUUGUCAGAUCCUCCGGCGAGGAGUGGCUGAGGAGCCGCGCCGACCUGUCCACGUGUUUCCUGAUGGGAAGCAGUGCCGGCGGGAACAUCGCGUACCACGUGGGUCUGCGGGCAAUCUCGACCGUUGACGAUCUCCUGCCGUUGAAGAUCCGAGGGCUGAUACUCCAACAGCCGUUCUUCGGCGGCGUGGAGCGGACGGCGUCGGAAAUCCGGCUGGUGAAAGACAGGGUGCUUCCGCCGGUUUCGUCGGACGUAGCUUGGGAUCUAUCCUUGCCUGCCGGCGCCGAUCGUGACCAUGAGUACUGCAAUCCGACGGCGGCGGGGAUCUCUCCGGAUCUCGUGGAGAAGAUGAGAAAUCAACGGUGGAAAGUGCUGGUGACGGGGUACGAAGGGGACCCAAUGAUCGACCGCCACGUGGAGCUAUCGCGAACGUUGAAGGAGAAGGGAAUCGACGUUGAGGAUGAUUUUAGAGAUGGAGGAUGCCACGGAUUGGAGCACUUUGACCAAUCGGCGGCUAAGAUGUUUUACGCUGUUGUUAAGAAAUUUGUACUAUCUUAGGCUUUGUUUGGCCAAUCUUUUUUUUACCACGAUUUUCAAUAUAUUGAGUAUAUUUUAUUCUU
This is a messenger RNA of Andrographis paniculata, 1160 nucleotides long. Its product is annotated as probable carboxylesterase 120. Gene Ontology annotation, molecular function: hydrolase activity. The transcript has a single exon. NCBI's taxonomy places the organism in Eukaryota, Viridiplantae, Streptophyta, Magnoliopsida, Lamiales, Acanthaceae. The coding region runs from base 103 to 1098 and encodes 331 amino acids. The record is from RefSeq and is a predicted model, not a curated record.